This is a messenger RNA of Symbiodinium natans, 1509 nucleotides long. NCBI's taxonomy places the organism in Eukaryota, Dinophyceae, Suessiales, Symbiodiniaceae. The record is from the annotation of a GenBank genome assembly.
AUGGGCCACAACCCAUGGGAGGACCUCCACAAGAACAUGGAACGGGUCUUCCAACAGCAGGUUGCCGGUGGCGCUGGUAGCCAGGCACUGGUGCCACGACCCAUGCAGAUGCAAAUGCAGCUGGGCGGCCUGCUGGACAUGUUCGGUGACCACCACGCAGGACACGUCGGCCUUGCUCAGGGCAGCUUCCAGGUGCACGACGACCAUGAGACACAGAUCGUGAUCUCGGCCGUUCUGCCUGGAUACGAGUUUGGCGCGGCCAGCGCUUCCAGCGAAAAGCCGCUGUCUGUCCGAGCCAUCCGCGGCAGGUCCCUGGUGAUCAGCGGACGACACCGACAGGGACCGCUCAUCAGUUCUUGGCAGCGCGUCUUCUCGCUGCCGAAGGGAGCCGAUGUGAACCAUGUCUCUGUCACGUACAGCUCGGGCACUGGCAACCUGACCGUGACCGUCCCAAGGACGAACGAGACGGUGGCAGAGGAGCCCGAGGGUUCCGACACCGGUGGGAUGGACAUGCUGCCACCAGCACUUCAGGCACUGCGGACCGGGGUGCCUCUGCUGGUCGGCAACAUGGGCGCCUUGCAGGGUGGACCUCAGGGUUUCUUGCGGGCCCGGAGACCUGUUGGAAUCGAGGAUGUCUUGAAUCAGGUCUUUGGACAACUGGACCAGAUGCAUCCCAGGAACCAGCUUCCCGUGGCAAGGCAGGUGCCUGAGGAUGCUGUAGUGAACUUAGUCGGCUGCUUCGCCGAGUCGCAGCUGGAGCAGGUGAAGCUCAAGUACUACGGUGACGAGAACGCUGCUAAUUUCGCAGCCAUGUACUGGCACGCUGAGAACGACCACGUGCCUUACUUUGCCAUGGCAAGGCACGGCGUGCCCCUGGGCCAUGCCUUCACCGCGGCCGGCUUCCUCCACGAGAAAGAGGUGCCUCAGUGGGGCGUCUAUGAUGGCUGCGGCUCCCCAUGUCAGGACGAUGACGAGCGGUGGUGUGGCUGCGCCAACGAGGCUUCGCGAGGCUUUGCCAACCCUUCCUGUGUGGAUGGUGAGAAGCGCUUCGCAGUCUACAAGAUAGGUGCUGCAAGCACCACUGAGGCGCCUGCGGCCAAUGCUACGGCAGCGGAGCCCGCAAAUGGUGAAGAGGUUACCACUUCAGUACCAAGCGCAUCUGCAGCACCAGCGGCACCAGGCCCAUACUGGAAGCUGACCGGAGAAGCUGAAGGCGACCCAUCGAUCGAGGUGGUGGUCCCUAAGGGCACUGUUGCCUCUGCGAGCGGCUCCGAGGUCCUGCUCUUCAACGCCACAGCCACAGAAGGCGCAUCUUCUCUCUCCGAGCAGCCUCCGGGAACAGAUGUGCAGGAGAAGACUCCGAUUGGGAAGGUCAAACUCCCAGUCGACGUGUCCAAAGAGUCCUGCAAGCUUGGGGAGACGGCCAAAGAUGGCGGACAGGUUCUGAAGUGCAAGCUGGAGCAGGAGGACGUCCGCGAGGUGCCCAUCAAGGUGAUCGAUGAGCUGUGA